AUGGAAGCGGUAUGCUGUUGCUUCAGAAUUCCGUUAAAUCAUAAUUCCACUUCGAAGAACGAGAAAAGUGUCAUUCUACCAGGUGGUACAAGGCAGAACCUGAAUGAGUCAACUGGAACAGCUGUGCGCACUCAACUGUGUGUCCCAACUACGAACAUUGAUGAGCGGGGAUUACCAACCUCAGGUCCUGGUACUGCAGACCCAGACACUAAUGUGGAAAAUAUUGGGUUACACAGCAAUGAAAUUCUCAGUUCCUAUGUUGUACUGUUUAACUAUGUUGCCCAGAAUCACGAAGAGUUGACAGUAACCAAAGGAGAGUUCUUGGAGAUCCUCAGUAAGGAAGGGGACUGGUGGCUUGCUCAGAAAGUCUGGAAAGAUUCUCAACCCUCCAGGCAUAAAAAAUCAUGCUCUGGGUUUGUUCCUGUUGAGAUACUGGCAAAGGUUAAGAGUCUGGAGGAAGAACUUUGGUAUUAUGGAAAUAUGACCCGAUUUGAAGCGGAAAACCACCUUUCUUCCAGUCAAAAUGUUGGUUUGUUUCUUGUCCGCCAAAGUGAAUCAUUGCUGGAUUCAUAUGUAUUAUCAGUUCUAACUGAAGAAUCUGUCAUGCAUUUUAUAAUUUCACAAAAUGGAAACAGCACAUUUUACAUCAAAGGAGGACCAAGUUUUAUCACUAUUCAAGAAUUAGUUAAGCAUUAUAAAAACAACUUAAUUUGUGGAAUUGAAUUAAAAAGACCAAGUGAAAAGCUAAAUCUUUUUUAUUUUUUUUACAAACAGAAAAAGCCAAUUCUUCGCCAUUUAUCUUAUAACACUGUUGGCAAAUGGGAAAGACCAAAAGAAGAAUUCACUUUAGUCAAGCGCAUAGGAACUGGUAAUUAUGGAGAGGUAUGGAAAGCCAUCUGGAACAAUAGUGUACCUGUUGCCAUUAAAAUGUUAAAAGCAGAUGAUACAGAUUCCAGCAAUUUUCUGAAAGAAGCCGAAAUUAUGAAGUGCUUCCAGCACCGGAAUCUGAUCACACUGUAUGCUGUAUGCACAAGAACACAACCUUUGUUCAUUGUUAUUGAACUGAUGAAACAUGGAGAUCUACUGAAUUAUUUAAGGAAGUCUAAUGGUUGCUUUACAAUCGUACAAUUAAUCAACAUGGCAGCUCAGAUUGCGGCUGGAAUGUCAUACCUUGAAUCCAACCGUUAUGUCCAUCUGGAUUUAGCAGCAAGAAACAUUCUUGUGGGCGACAACAUCCUUUGUAAAAUUUCAGAUUUUGGGUUAACAAAAUUGUUAAAGGGUGCCUCUGCCACUGAAAUAUCUGAUGGUAACUUUCCAGUUAAGUGGACUGCUCCAGAGGUUGCAAUUAAAAAUCAGGUUUCAAUGAAAUCUGAUGUGUGGUCCUUUGGUGUCGUUUUGUACGAGAUCAUUACAUUUGGGAAAAUACCUUAUGCCGGUAAGUAUAUUAAUCUACAAUAUAUCCUGAUUUUGAAUGGCAUAUUUUUAAUGCAACUUGCAUUAACAUUUUCUGAAAUUACAGGAAUACCAAAUAAUAUGGUACUAUUAGAGUUGGUCAAAGGCUAUCGGAUGCAGUGUCCAAAAGACUGUCCUCAACCAAUCUACAACAUCAUGAAAGAUUGUUGGAAUGAAACUCCAUCUCAAAGGCCAUUAUUUAGUACACUGAAAUUACAGUUGGAAGACUUCAUCGCAAACAAUUACAGUCCUCUGUAUUAAACAUCUUGGAAAUGAGAGAAAAGUCCUACUUGACAUUAUGACUCUGCAGGGUUUUGAACUAGGAUUAAAAAAUAAAGUUAGUGCAUCUCAUUUUUAUUUCACUGAAAACUGGACAGCAACUUUGGCCGACUUCCUACUUGAAGAAAUCAGAAAGCUACUGCCAAAAGUAUUCUACUUCUCCAUAGGGUGCAUGUUGGCUCACCAAAAAAACAUCAGUGAGCACAUGUGUAAAAUUGCAUUACUUAUCCAAUUUUUUGCACAUUACACUCACUUGCCCAUUAUCUGCAGCAUCCCAGAUAGCCUUGAUCCACUGCAGUUUGCCUGCCAUCACAACGGAUUGCAACACUCACUUCCUGCUCCUACACUUAUCUUUGGAAUAUCUAAAUAACAAGGACACCUACAUCAGACUCCAAAUUAUUGACAAUAGUUACACCUUCAACUCCACAAUCCCAUCCAAACUCAUCUCUAGAUCACUGGAACACGGAGGAGUAACAAUCAGUGAGGAUAGGCAAUAGUACAGUAAAGGCCCUGUCCCGCU
Molecule: messenger RNA, 2251 nt
Organism: Leucoraja erinaceus (little skate)
Lineage: Eukaryota; Metazoa; Chordata; Chondrichthyes; Rajiformes; Rajidae
Product: tyrosine-protein kinase SRK2-like
Exons: 7
Coding region: 1-1713 (570 amino acids)
Biological process (GO): protein phosphorylation; innate immune response; cell surface receptor protein tyrosine kinase signaling pathway
Cellular component (GO): extrinsic component of cytoplasmic side of plasma membrane
Molecular function (GO): ATP binding; signaling receptor binding; non-membrane spanning protein tyrosine kinase activity
Source: RefSeq, a predicted model, not a curated record